Opisthorchis viverrini is the source of this 972-nucleotide messenger RNA. RefSeq lists its product as hypothetical. The transcript is spliced from 3 exons. The record is from RefSeq and is a predicted model, not a curated record. The annotation marks the transcript as partial. Gene Ontology annotation, molecular function: protein binding. Lineage: Eukaryota; Metazoa; Platyhelminthes; Trematoda; Opisthorchiida; Opisthorchiidae.
UCAACUCAGGUUGGACUGGUCGCCGGUUUUUUGGACCACCAGUCUCCGCAAAGUAGUUCAACCACCGCGGAUUAUUUCGUGGAUCAAAAGAAACCUUGGAUCAGUCGCUUUUGUUUUUCCCCUACACCUACUACUCACGGCAGUAGUUCUCACCCUCAAAAUCAUCCGGCAUGGGCAGCCCAGAUGCCAGUCAACCAAGCCCUACAUGGUUGGUUGUCCAACUCUGAGUCCAGUCUGUGGUUUGGAGGACACGUUCAAUUUCACAGGGUCGCCGCAAUCGGCCAAAAGUACUUUUACGUCAUACUCACCGAAGAUGAUGUCGUCUCGGCAUCUGUCCCAACAGAUUCUCAGUCCAUUUUCAGAACCGUGCGCGUUACACGGAUUGCACGUUUGUGUCAGAAUGACCCGGGACAGGGGAAAGCUGGCGAAUUUCUUGCAACCAACGGUGUUUUUUCCACGUUCCGAAAAAUUCGUCUUCAGUGCCGUGUGGACCACAGUCUCGUCGGGGUGUCCGCGGAUGACAACAAAAGUUUCGUGGCAGAUCAUAGUCCCCAACUUGAGUUGACCAGAGCAUUGGCUGUUAGUGAGCUAGUUCCUACAGACGAUGGAAGGGAUCACGUUUUUUACGCCUUAAUGACCACCUCGGACUCCAUCACGGGAAUAUUGGGUAUCUGCGCAUUCAGCUUACGGAGCAUCGACGAGGCACUAAAUCGCCCACAGGUUUUUACCUGGCAAACAUCGGACUCUGACAAUUGGUUGCAACGAUUCUGGCGGACUGUGCUGCCCCUGACUGGUUGGUCAUCGUCGAGUGAAGAUGACUUCACUUACGGCACUUGGUCUGCAUAUCCCACGCCCGGAAGUUCAACCCUAAGGAUGGUAGGUAACACUCCGAUGACCGAAGCAAUCUCGAAAUCCGCAGAGGUAAGUGCAACGUUUGGAUUUCCAAUUCUUUCUUUUGAGAGUCCCAAGUGU